CGGGCGCGCCCCGCCUCCACGCCCCUGCAGCGGCCGCUGUCUGCUCGCUGCAGCUCCGGCCAGCGGUGCCGGUGCAGUGCAGCUCCUCACCUUCUCCUCCAUGACUGAUUCUACUGGAAGGAGGGUUGGAGGAAUGACACAGCGGCGCACAUCUGGGCGCCUCCGCUCGGAGCUUUUCGGAUAAAUCCGCCUCAUUUCCAGCUGUUUCUCUGAAGAAGCGCUUCCCCGGAUUAACGGUCGCUUCUGAGGCGCGUUCCUCCAUCUCCCACCGGAGGAGGAGAAACCCUGCUAGUUUAGUGAAGCGCUGGCGUCUGGCAGCAGGUGGGCUCCAGAGCGCCAUGGUGGUCUUCAACGGACAGCUGAGGGUCCGGAUCUGCGAGGCGCUGGACCUGAAGCCCACGGCUUGGUCCCUGCGUCACGCCGUGGGUCCCAAGACUCAGACCUUCCUCCUGGACCCCUACAUAGCCCUGAACGUGGACGACUCGCGCGUGGGGCAGACCUCCACCAAGCAGAAGACCAACAGCCCCACGUGGAACGACGAGUUCUCCACGGAGGUGAUCGACGGCCGCAGGAUAGAGCUGUCUGUCUUCCACGACGCGCCGAUUGGAUACGACGACUUCGUAGCGAACUGCAUCAUCCAGUUUGAGGACAUCCUGCAGAGCGGCAGCAAGCAUUAUGAGGAGUGGAUUGAUCUGGAGCCAGAGGGGAAAGUCUUUGUUGUUAUUGACCUUUCAGGCUCUUCCAGUGAAGAGGCGGGCUCCACCGACAAUGAGGAGCGGGUUUUCCGGCAGCGAAUGCGACCCAGGAAGCGGCAGGGAGCGGUGCGGCGAAGGGUCCACCAGGUCAACGGGCACAAGUUCAUGGCCACCUACCUGAGACAGCCCACCUACUGCUCUCACUGCAGGGACUUCAUCUGGGGUGUGUUGGGGAAGCAGGGCUAUCAGUGUCAAGUUUGUACCUGCGUGGUCCAUAAACGCUGCCAUGAGCUCAUCAUCACAAAGUGCGCAGGAAUGAAGAGGCAGGACGACACAGUUGGAGAGCAGGUCGGGUCUCAGAGGUUCAGUGUCAACGUCCCGCACAAGUUCAGCAUCCACAACUUUAAGGCCUUCACCUUCUGUGACCACUGCGGCUCCCUGCUGUGGGGUCUGCUGCGACAGGGGCUGCAGUGUAAAGUUUGUAAAGUCAACGUACACAGGCGAUGCGAGAGAAAUGUGGCGCCAACUUGUGGCGUAGACGCUAGAAGGAUCGCCACAGUGUUGUCAGACCUCGGACUGACACCAGAUAAGAUCUCCAACAGCGCCCAGAGGCGGAAAAAGCAGGCUCGCCAGACCAGGGACCCCCAGCAGCCGCUCUCAGAUACUCCUCAGGAAGAAGAGGACCGCUCAAGGUCUGCCCCUACCUCCCCAUGCGACCAAGAUGUGAAGGAGCUGGAAAACAUCCGGAAAGCUCUGUCCUUUGACCACCGCGGAGACGAGCACAAAACACACCCGCUCUCCACGUCCCUGUCUGUUCCAACCAUGGGAGCAGAAGGAGGGAGCGGCGCUGGAAAUGGAGUAAAGGAAGAGAGAAGCCAGGAGAACGGUGAGGUCAAAGGUCACAGCUGCCCACAGACCAAAAGGAUGCACCUACAUGAUUACGUGUUCAUAAAGGUUCUGGGGAAAGGAAGCUUUGGAAAGGUGAUGCUGGCCGAGCUGAAAGGUACCGACGAGGUUUACGCCGUCAAAGUGUUAAAGAAGGACGUGAUCCUGCAGGACGAUGACGUGGACUGCACCAUGACUGAGAAAAGGAUCCUAGCGCUGGCCAGGAAGCACCCUUACCUGACACAACUCUUCUGCUGCUUCCAGACUAAAGACCGCUUGUUCUUCGUGAUGGAGUACGUUAACGGAGGAGACCUGAUGUUCCAAAUUCAGCGAUCCAGGAAGUUUGACGAGGCGCGCUCCCGUUUCUACGCCGCUGAGGUCACAUCUGCCCUGAUGUUCCUUCAUCAGCAUGGGGUUGUUUACAGAGACCUGAAGCUGGACAACAUCCUGCUGGAUGCUGAGGGUCACUGCAAGCUGGCAGACUUUGGGAUGUGCAAGGAGGGAAUCCUGGAUGGAGUCACAACCACCACCUUCUGCGGGACCCCAGACUACAUUGCACCAGAGAUCCUUCAGGAGUUGGACUACGGUCCGUCAGUGGACUGGUGGGCUCUGGGGGUGCUGAUGUACGAGAUGAUGGCGGGACAGCCACCGUUUGAAGCCGAUAACGAAGACGAUCUGUUCGAGUCCAUCCUCCAUGACGACGUCCUCUACCCUGUCUGGCUCAGCAAGGAAGCCGUGUCCAUCCUGAGAGCGUUCAUGACAAAGAGUCCUACCAGGCGUCUGGGCUGCGUGGUGGCCCAGGGCUCCGAGGAGGCCAUUAAGCUCCAUCCCUUCUUCAGAGAGAUCGACUGGAUGCUGUUGGAGCAGAAGAAGGUCAAGCCGCCAUUUAAACCUCGCAUUAAAACCAAAAGGGACGUCAAUAACUUUGACCAGGACUUUACACGUGAAGAACCUGUCCUGACGCCCGUGGAUGACAGCAUCAUCAAGCAGAUCAACCAAGACGAGUUCAAAGGAUUUUCCUACUGUGGAGACGACGCCCCAGCAUAGAUCCCAAAACCAACACACAGAAAAACAACAAGCAGAUUCAUCCAGACUCUGACUACUCCAGGAAUUAUACUAGACCAUUUGUGUGUCUCAUUAUGGAUUCUGUGCUCUUGUUUGUCCAUAUGAAUUGUAACCAAAUGCUUCAGCAGCAUGUGGGGGCAGGUUGGCGAGGGGAAGAUGUGGGUAACGCCAAGGUGAAUAUACAGUAUAAUGUGUAGCAGCCUGCAUGCACCUUAAAAGAGACGCUCAGUUCUUCACAGAAUGUGACGUAUCCUGUAUGCGUGUUUUGGGUUGUUUUUCUGUUUUUGUUUUUGUGAACGACAAAAAAAAAACAUAAUGAAUGAUUGUCUUUAAAUCUAAAAAGUGCUUUAUUCCCUGUGUUAC
Messenger RNA from Cyprinodon tularosa, 3008 nucleotides. Its product is annotated as protein kinase C epsilon type-like. Gene Ontology annotation, biological process: protein phosphorylation. The coding region runs from base 339 to 2627 and encodes 762 amino acids. Lineage: Eukaryota; Metazoa; Chordata; Actinopteri; Cyprinodontiformes; Cyprinodontidae. Gene Ontology annotation, molecular function: ATP binding; diacylglycerol-dependent serine/threonine kinase activity. The record is from RefSeq and is a predicted model, not a curated record. The transcript is spliced from 15 exons.